UAUAAAAGCAGACCAAGAAAGUACCUUUAGUUCACACUUCGCCUUACAAGCCCAGCAACUAAUCCAAUCAAAUAAACCAAGAUGAAAUUCCAAGCUACUGUAGUUGCUGCUAUUGCUGCAUUCGCCUAUGGCCGUCAAGUCCCAGCCGGUGCCGGUGAUGCUGCCAUCACGGCUAUUAAAGAGGCUGCUGUCACAAAUGGCUGCUAUGAAGAGGGAGCCAACACCUUAGAGUGCCUCGAGGCAAUACUCAUCGAUGGUACUAAUGCAAAAUUCACUGAGUUCAAGCCACUCUUGAAGAUAAGCCCUGCCGCAUCCUAUGUAGCAACUAUCGAAACAUUGCUUGCCUCUGUUACCGCAGAUGUAGAAGCCUGCUACGGCGAGGAAGAUUGCGCCGCCACAGCCGCCUGCAACGCGGGCUACAACACGGAAGGACUGGCCGCGGAUUUCCAGGCAGACUUCGUCGAGCCCAUUGCCGCAUGCUGUGGAACAGAUGAUGUACAAACAUGCACUGAAUCUGCAAUUGAUGCUGGAAUAGUAGCAGCGUCAGGAAAUGUUGCAGAAGCGGCUGCAGAUGCAGGUGCCCGUAAGUAAGUCAAUCCCGAUGCUCAAGCCGGCAUUGUACAUUUAUAGAUAGAAUAAAGUGAUACAAAACGUGA
This is a messenger RNA of Sphaeroforma arctica JP610, 656 nucleotides long. RefSeq lists its product as hypothetical. Lineage: Eukaryota; Ichthyosporea; Ichthyophonida. The record is from RefSeq and is a predicted model, not a curated record. The transcript has a single exon. The coding region runs from base 82 to 591 and encodes 169 amino acids.